UGGCGCGAGCCCCCAACUCCUCCGCCCCGCUUAUUACUUGGCGCGAGCCCCCAACUCCUCCGCCCUCCGCUCCCACUCGAAGAGGCCGGCGAAGAGAGAAAGAAUAGGGAAGCGAUGGGGAAGGCGGCGAAGGGAUCGAGGAAGGGGAAGAAGGCAUGGAGGGCCAACAUCAGCACCGACGACAUCGACGACUACUUCGAGAAGUCCAACAAGGACGCCCUCAGCGGCCGCACCGCCGCCAUCGCCUCUCUUCCCAGCGAUUCCCUCUUCUACCUUGACAAAAGAUCCACCACCGAAAUUCCUGCCAAAAGAAAGAUUGAGAAGCAUAAGGAUAAAAUUCUCCAUUAUGAGAGCUUGCUGCAGAAAAAUCCUUUUGUGCAACCUGUUCCAUCUUCUACCUUGAAAAAGUUGAAGAGGAAAAAGAAAAAAGUUGACACAGAAAAAACUCAGACUCAAAAUGCUUCCAAGGCAGAGGAUACAUUUUCUACUCUAACCGACAUAUGGUAUAAUGAAGGAGAAGCAGAUGCCAAGACCAAAAAGAAGCACAAGGCCUGUCUCAUUCCUGCUGUUGAAGUGGAGCCACCUGGGUGUUCAUUCAAUCCUCCUUUGGAGGCUCAUCAAGAUUCAUUGGCUCAAGCUGUUGCUGAUGAGAUGCAAAAAAUCUACAAAAGAGAGUUGGGACCUCAACCAGUGCCCAUUACAGUUCCUGGUGAAGUAGUAGCAGAAGAUGAUAAAUAUUUUCUAGAGGCAGAUGAUGGAAAUGAAAGUGAGAUAGAAGAGGAAACAGACAGCGUCACCAAUGAGUUACCUGGACAGAGAAAGUCAAAAACAAAGAGAGUAACUCGUGUGGAGCUAAAUCGUAGAGCCAGGCGUAAGGAACAGCUAAAAGCAGAAGAAGCAGCAAAAAAAAUGGAGAUUCUUUCGAAAGAAAUUGAUAGUUUACCAGAUAUAAUAAAUGAAAUAACCAAGGAGGAUGAAGAAAAGAACCGUAGACACAUGAGACGCAUCAUAGCUAGGCAGGAAAGAUUGAAAUCUGCUCCACCACGACUUGGGAAGUACAAAUUUGAACCUGCUCCUCUUCAAGUUCUUCUGACAGAGGAGAUUUCUGGAUCUCUUAGGAAGUUGAAGGUACUAGUGUUUUCUCCGCAAAGUAUGUUUAAAUUGUUCAUCACUGGAUGUUCAUUGUUGAAUUUGAUGGAUUCCUUUCCCUUUCGGUUUAAAGGGGUGUUGUACACUUGCGACGGAUCGCUUCAAAAGCUUGGAGAAACUGGGCUUGCUUGUUCCUCAGGCUAAAUGCAUCAGAAGGAAAUAAAGCGACAUCAAGAGUGGUCAUGCGUGGACGAGGGAGCAAACUCCUUUUUGAAGCAUGAAUUUUGGUAUUUAGUUUUCUUCUUAUAUGUUAAUGUUUGGUUAGUUGGCUGAUGUGUAUCCUUAUGCAUCAUUUUUGUGAGCUGAUGGUGAAGUUUAUUCCGGUUGCUACUUCAUAAUCUAACUCGUCAUGUCUACAAA
Musa acuminata subsp. malaccensis (wild Malaysian banana) is the source of this 1509-nucleotide messenger RNA. The record is from RefSeq and is a predicted model, not a curated record. Lineage: Eukaryota; Viridiplantae; Streptophyta; Magnoliopsida; Zingiberales; Musaceae.